Molecule: messenger RNA, 2537 nt
Organism: Nothobranchius furzeri (turquoise killifish)
Lineage: Eukaryota; Metazoa; Chordata; Actinopteri; Cyprinodontiformes; Nothobranchiidae
Product: inositol-3-phosphate synthase 1-A
Biological process (GO): phospholipid biosynthetic process; inositol biosynthetic process
Cellular component (GO): cytoplasm
Molecular function (GO): inositol-3-phosphate synthase activity
Source: RefSeq, a predicted model, not a curated record
UGUCUGCUUCCCGCAGGCUUCAUAAAGCGGUGGGACGUGACGAUUAGCCUGUAACGGUGUGAAACUGACCCAAGAGAAGUCAUCCGCACCAGCAGACGCGCCAGAGUGGAAAAUUCCAAGCGGACAACUUACAGAAAGACAAGAAAUCUUCUUCGAAAGAUUCUGCAGCCAUGUCCGCGAACAUCCUCAUCAACAGUCCUAACCUGAAGUACACAGACACACACAUAGAGGCGCAGUAUUCUUAUCAAACCACAUCAGUGCACCAGGAAGGGAAUAAACUCACGGUGACCCCUAGAACAACUGAGAUGAUUUUCCGAACCGAGCGGCACGUUCCGAGGCUUGGUGUGAUGCUUGUGGGCUGGGGAGGCAACAACGGAACCACUGUCACAGCCGCUGUGCUGGCAAACAAGCUGGGUCUUACCUGGAGGACCAAGAACGGAGAGAAGAAAGCAAAUUACUUCGGCUCCUUCCUGCAGUCUUCUACUGUUUGUCUGGGAUCAGGCUCGGAGGGUGAGGUCAAUGUACCGUUCUGUGACCUCCUGCCCAUGGUGCACCCUAAUGACAUAAUCUUUGAUGGUUGGGAUAUCUCCUCAAUGGAUCUGGGCAGAGCAAUGGAGCGAGCCCAGGUGCUCGACUGGUCUUUGCAAGAGCAGCUACGACCAUACAUGUGCUGCCUGAAACCAAGACCAUCCAUCAGCAUCCCAGACUUCAUUGCUGCAAACCAAGACAGUCGGGCAGAUAAUGUACUAACUGGGACGAUGGCAGAACAGAUGGAGCGAGUCAGAGCGGACAUAAGGGACUUUAAGCUGUCCAGCGGUGUGGACAAAGUCAUUGUUUUGUGGACGGCCAAUACUGAGCGCUUCUGUGACAUUACCCCUGGGGUCAAUGACACAGCCAAGAACUUGCUAGCUACAAUCCAGAAUGGAGGAGAGGUUUCUCCCUCCACCCUGUUUGCAGUGGCCAGCAUACUAGAAGGUUGCGCCUUCAUCAACGGGUCCCCUCAGAACACCUUCGUCCCUGGAGCUGUAGAGCUGGCCGUGGAGAGAGGCGUGUUCAUCGGCGGCGACGACUUUAAGUCUGGCCAGACGAAGAUCAAGUCGGUGCUUGUAGACUUUCUGGUCAGCGCAGGCAUCAAGCCAACGUCUAUCGUCAGCUACAACCACCUUGGCAACAACGACGGGAAAAACCUGUCGGCUCCGCAGCAGUUCCGCUCCAAAGAGAUCUCCAAGAGCAAUGUGGUAGAUGACAUGGUGCAGUCCAACUCUGUUCUGUACCAGCCUGGAGAGAAACCUGACCACUGUGUCGUGAUUAAGUAUGUCCCGUAUGUGGGAGACAGCAAACGUGCCAUGGAUGAGUACACGUCUGAAAUAAUGAUGGGAGGGAUCAACACUAUUGCAAUGCACCACACUUGUGAGGAUUCUUUGCUGGCAAGCCCGAUCAUUCUGGACCUGGUGAUCCUGACAGAGCUUUGUCAGCGUGUGACCAUCAAGCCUCAGGGAGAGGAGGACUUCCAGUCCUUCCACAGUGUCCUCGCUCUUCUCUCUUUCCUCUGCAAGGCCCCUUUGGUCCCACCAGGGUCUCCAGUAAUCAAUGCCUUCUUCCGACAGAGAGCCUGCAUAGAAAACAUCAUGAGAGCAUGCCUUGGACUCCCUCCUCAGAGCCACAUGCUGCUGGAGCACAAGCUGCAGAAGAACUUCCUGACUGCGCACACGUCCUUUAUCAACAACGACGUGGCCUCAGUGAAGAAAGUGGCCCUGACCAAUGGGAAACACACCCUUGUGCCUCUAAUAAACGGCGUAUGUACACUAGAGUGAUACAACUUGUGCUAUGUAAAUCCAAAAAUGGACAUUAAUGUGAUCGGUAAUCUAGUACAGAUUGUUCAACACAAACAAAGAAUUCAGUGAUCAAAGUUUGAACUGGACACAAAAACGGCUCAAAUGUGGAUUCAGCCCUUAGUUAAGGACUAAUUAUUUAAUAUCUGAAAACCACCUGUAACAUUUCAGCUUUGUAAAUAUUUGGAUUGUUUUAUGCUUUCAUUUGAAUCCUUAUUUAAGGCACAUUUAAACUGCAACCGUAUGCUGUACUGUAUAUUUUUAUGUACUAGCAAACCUGUGAGUGUGAUAAUUGCUGUUGAAGCACACAGGUUUAAUGAAAAGGGUGCAAUAAUAAUGACAUUAAUAAGUUUUUGUUAGCCAUCUGUUUAUAUUCUGAAUUUUUGGGGAGGUUUAGCACUAAAUUGGCUAUUUUAAGUGACAAUGUUUUAGUUUAUAGCAUUAAUCUCUGGAAACGUCCAUCAAAAUGUUAUUGUAAAUGAAUUAAAAGAUGCCCAAUUGUUGAAAAAUAUAGCAGAUUUAUAACAUAUAACCAUAAAAAUCUGUUCUUAUCUACAUGGAGCGGGUCUAAGUCUCUGGGCGACGCCAUAUUGGAUGCCAUGUUUCCAUCUACAGAAGGCUGUGAGGACAAAACACAUUUACUGAUUUGUAACAAAUGGUUUCAAAAUGUUCACCAUUAAUAAACUUUGUUGUUUUACACAUUUA